UUAAAUACUUUUUGCAAGACCUGCUUCAAAGUCAGUAUCGUAUGGGCGCUCAGUUCAACAACAACAAGUCAUGAAUUGGUUAUUUUUGUCACAAAUUGCAUUGCUUUGCACGAGUCUAUCGAUGGCAGCAGUAGCUCGGGGGUUUUACAAAGAUCCAGCACAUCCCAAUAAAUGUGUCAUUAAAGAAAUGAAUUUAAUUCUAUCACCUGGAGAUUUGGUACCACAUCCCACACCGGGUAUAUGCGUACGUGUGGAAUGCCUCAAGGAUAGUUUGGCAGUAUUCUAUAGUUGUGGUGUCAUUGGUGCUCCAGAUGGCUGUAUUGUUGGGCCUCCCCUAAAUGCUACGGCGCCAUAUCCCUUGUGUUGUAGCAAGCCAAUUAUUUGUAAUACCAUUGACGUAGAUAAGAACUGAAAAGAAAUAUAAAAAGUUAAUUUAGUUAUUUAAAUUUUAA
This is a messenger RNA of Musca domestica (house fly), 452 nucleotides long. RefSeq lists its product as uncharacterized. Bases 71 to 412 code for a protein of 113 amino acids. The transcript is spliced from 3 exons. The record is from RefSeq and is a predicted model, not a curated record. Lineage: Eukaryota; Metazoa; Arthropoda; Insecta; Diptera; Muscidae.